Molecule: messenger RNA, 9077 nt
Organism: Lymnaea stagnalis (great pond snail)
Lineage: Eukaryota; Metazoa; Mollusca; Gastropoda; Lymnaeidae
Source: the annotation of a GenBank genome assembly
AAUAGAAAGGAUGACGACAAACAAAACAAACAACAACAACGAUGUUUUCCCAGCUGUCUCCACAAAAAAAUGUAAUAAUAAUUUAGGGGGAGUGGGUCAAAACAAUGGUGUCUUAGUUACGCCCCUGUUUUAAACAAACUUAAAUCUAUGAGACAUGUAUUGUAAUCAGCAGAGCCGUAGAACCAUUUGGUAGUUGACUGUGAAAUAAGCCAAGAGAUUCCAAGACUACGACAUACAACAGUUUCCUGAACAAUGGCGUCGGUGAUGGUAUGCGUUGUUGUCGUCUGUUUGAUGUCUGCCGUCGCUGAUGGUGAACUAAGGAAGAAAUACGCCAGGACUGUAUUUGAUGUGGACCUCCAGAGUUUGAGAAGAGGUGAAAGGACACACAAGAGACAAGGUAGUUCAGUUAUGAAAUCCGUUACUCUGUGACGCGCUGUUAACUAUCAAAUCUAAGGCAAUGUUUCAUAGUUGCCAUGGACAACGGCAUACACAAUUAACAUUUAAAAAACCCACUUAAUUCUUAUACAAGAGUGUGCAUGCCAGCGGUUCUCAACUGGGAGUCACAUUUGAAGGAAAUUUUAAUUCGAUUAUUUUAUAUGGGAUAUUUAAACCUCAAAGGAACUAACCUUUUCCUUUUUUUAUACACUCUUUUAGAAGUGGAAAAAAAAAGCAACAAAAAUUCAUUUAACAUAGCCGCCAUAUAUCAGUAAUAUAUCAUAUCAUAUAGCAGUCAUAGAGCUGUCAUAAAGCAGUCAUAAAGCUGUCAUAAAGCCAUCCUAUAUCCAACAUAUUGCAUUCCUAUAACUUUUAUAUAUACUUAUAAGGAUUAACCGGGUAAAGUUUUUUUUUUUCACGGCUUCUGGGUAUUUUGAUAAAAUUCCUAUGGGUGCACGUGCUACGAACUAGAGUAUAACCCCACUGAUCUAUCUUUUGUUCAAAUUUAAGCUCUUAGUCGUGUAACUGAAUGUCAGUUAAAAAUGUUAAUGUGAUCAUUGUAAGAAUUUAGAAGUUAUCGGUACAUUACUAGUACAUAAGAUCAAAACUUGGACAACCGAUGUCCAGAUCUAAGAAAGUUUGAGCUGUACUCAUCAGGCAGAAUGCUGGGGAAAAAAUAAUAUCGAGAGAGUUCCUUUAAAUAUCGAGUGAGUUCCUUUAAAUAUCGAAUGAGUUUCUUUAAAUAUCGAAUGAGUUUCUUUAAUUAUCGAGUGAGUUCCUUUAAAUAUCGAAUGAGUUUCUUUAAAUAUCGAAUGAGUUCCUUUAAAUAUCGAGUGAGUUUCUUUAAAUAUCGAGUGAGUUCUUUUAAAUAUCGAGUGAGUUUCUUUAAAUAUCGAGUAUGAGUUUCUUUAAAUAUCAAGAUAAAUCUGUUGAAAGCAGUUAGACUAAAUACUUCCAAUUUGACUUUGAGGUUGAUUACUUCCAAUUUGCAUCCACAACUAACAAAUAAAUCCUAUAUUUACUUUUUCCUACCACCACCUUUUUUUUUUCAAAACCAGUGACAUGUGAUCCCAAUGACUUUCAUUGCGCCAACGGUCAGUGUCUGUCCAUUAACUGGCAGUGUGACAGUUACAGAGACUGUACGGACGGAAGUGACGAGCUCAACUGUCGUAAGUAUAAGAAUAUUGCUGUUGGAGUGGUCAUCGCCAUUUGCAUGAAACUACCAGUGUGUACGGACCAUUGUUGGUAUUACAAAACAGGUCAAUUCCUUUUCCUAACUAAUGCAAUUCUUCUUCAAUUGUGCUGAUGACUUAGAAAAUAAUGAAAGAGUGAAGACAAAUUUUGGAAAGGGGUCAUAAUAUUUUAGUGUAAUAUUUAAAAGACACAGAGAUAAAAAAAAUAAAACAGCAAAAUAUUAUCCUAUAAGUUUAAUUUAGUUUAAUUUUAUUUGUUUCUCUUGUAAGUUUGAGCAACUACUCUCAUAACUUUGCCUAUAUUAUAAUACAUUACAGGUGAGCUUUUUUGUACCAAUGUCACCAUAAAUUUAACGAUUAACACAUACGUCCGGGUUUGACCUGUCAAACGGCCCAUGAUAUCGAGGCACUCUGCCAUUAGGUGCUCUACUGUGUCAGUGGCAAGGUUACAGAGUCGGUCGUUAGGAUUCCUUCGUGGGUUGAGUCUAUGCAGGUAGCUUAGGGAUUUGAGUCUAUUAAGUUGCUUCGCGUCAUGCAGUGAUUUGUUCGAAUCUGUGCAAUAACUCGUUGUUCGCUUCCUACCAGUCUGCACAAGUGGUCGCUCUUACUCAGCCUGCACAGGUGGUGGCUUCGAUUCGAUCGCGACAGGUUUCGGUAAAGCUUUCGAGCUGGGUCACCUUCCAACCAGCGGUUGAGCCAUUCUUAAUGAAAGUGCUCUUUGCGUCAGGAUUUGACGCCCAGUUAAGUCAUGCAAGGGUCUGGUUCCGGCUGAGCUGUUACCGUCUCGUGCCAUGGUUUCUGCUCUCUCGUUUUGCAUCACCUCAAAGCGACAAUGGACCCAGUCGAGGAUGACCAUGCCACCCCAUGCAUAGAUGUAUUCUGCUGUUUCCACAAUGGCAUUGACUACCGUUAACUCCAUCCACAGAUGCAAGGGCAAACUGGGUGUCGAUGAAGACCGCAAUGUUCGGGAAGAUUUUUCUCCACGUUAGUCGACGGCGUACUAGUUUCAGGACCACCAAAAUUGUUCGAACUAUACAUAGAUAUUUGUAUUAUUUUUGCCACUGAGCCCCGAAAUCUGCUCUGGCGUAAUUACUGUAUAAAUGCCCUAUAUCCAGCUCGUUUCUCGCUUCCGAAACACGAGUCGUCGGUAACAGACUUGUAUUGUCCUCAGAGCUUCUUCUAUAUCAUAGACAUAUGCCAAAAACCAAGAUGUAGAUCAUGGCUAAGCACGGCGGGAGUUCAUCCUCGAGUGCAUACAUAUUUAAUACGUUUUCCCUUAUUACUGUCGCAAUCUUCAUAUCCCAUGAGAAUGAAUGGAUUUAAUGGUAUAAGUCCGUAGUAGAAUCCAACAGUAGUAAUUAGUACAUGAGACCCAUGCGAUGUAAUUUGUCAUAGGGCUGCUGGAGAUCCAAGACUACUGCCAUAGUGUUGCUUGUCAUCUGGAUAUUGUUGAUAGUGGUUUAGAUAAACUGUUCCAUGGGCUGGCCUGGCGUUCCUUACGGAAGCCACCUUGUGUCAGUGGCAGGCUCUCAGUAGUUCUAAAAGCCAGUAGUGUCAUGCGUUUAACAUUCGUUUGGCUAUUUUUCCUACUUACCGUUUUAGUGAUAUCGGGGAUAGCUCGACGGAAGGUCGCCUGAUUUACCAUCUUUGGAACUAGGGAUCAUCGUUGCUUUUUCGAAACAGUCGGCAGGGGGCGCUUUUUGCCAGGGUUUUGUUUUCGAGAUCCAAAAACGUCUGACUGACUUUUCUACCACGGCGUGUGAUCAUUUCAUUGUGGAUCUUGUCUCGAUCUGGUGCUUUGGCUUAUGACCACGUAUCUGUAUCUGUGCUUUGGCUUAUGACCACGUAUCUGGAUCUGGUGCUUUGGCUUAUGACCACGUAUCUGGAUCUGGUGCUUUGGCUUAUGACCACGUAUCUGGAUCUGGUGCUUUGGCUUAUGACCACGUAUCUGGAUCUGUGCUUUGGCUUAUGACCACGUAUCUGGAUCUGGUGCUUUGACUUAUGACCACGUAUCUGGAUCUGUGCUUUGGCUUAUGACCACGUAUCUGGAUCUGUGCUUUGGCUUAUGACCACGUAUCUGGAUCUUUGCUUUGGCUUAUGACCACGUAUCUGGAUCUGUGCUUUGGCUGACUUGCACUUGUCUGGAUCUGUGCUUUGGCUGACUUGCACUUGUCUGGAUCUGUGCUUUGGCUGACUUGCACUUGUCUGGAUCUGUGCUUUGGCUGACUAGCACUUGUCUGGAUCUGUGCUUUGGCUGACUUGCACUUGUCUGGAUCUGUGCUUUGGCUGACUUGCACUUGUCUGGAUCUGUGCUUUGGCUGACUUGCACUUGUUCGCAAUUCUUUCAUAGUGAGAGGUGCUGUUAAAACUACUUGGUUGGGGCCUCAUUGUUUGGGCUCGAGUUCCCUUUUUCGCAGACAUUUGAUAAAUCGGCCUUCCCCAGCUUCACUGGCAUUUUUUAAACUCGCUUUUGAAAAGUGAUUUUCAAGUAUCCGAGCGCGCUAAUCACUGCUCGCCUGGGAGCCACUUGCUGCUUUCAGAGAUUUAGUGUCGUGGCACGGGUGCCUGAUCAUUAACUCCCGCCAAACACAUCAGUUGCCCUCAAAAUCUUCUAGUCUCUCGCUCCACGUGGAGGAGUGACCCUGUGCGAAAAGUAAGUACAAGAUACUUUUCUUGAUUUAUACAUGACUCAGUUUCCAAUGAAAUGCGGCCUAACAGUAGAGGAUGCAAUAAAUAUAUUUUUCUUCCAGCCCCACAUUGCUCUGGAGAGCACGGACUUCUUUGUAACAAUGGUCAGUGUGUGCCCAGGGAGUUCACUUGUGAUGGCGACAAUGACUGUGGAGAUCUGACAGACGAAACAGACUGUCGUGAGUAUGACUCUAUGGCAUGUGGUGGAAUAGUGUACAUGAAGGGAUUGCGGGGGAGGGGGGUCCCCAGGUGGCACGUUUUCCCUGGGUCCCCAGCUGGCACGUUUUCCCUGGGUCCCCAGCUGGCACGUUUUCCCUGGGUCCCCAGCUGGCACGUUUUCCCUGGGUCCCCAGCUGGCACGUUUUCCCUGGGUCCCCAGCUGGCACGUUUUUGCUCACAAGGAGGGGUGGUAUUUUCUGUCAAAUAUAUUUUUUCUUUAAAGGGAGAGAAGGUGGCAAAAAAGCUUUGCCCGACCCGGUUGGCACUAACCUUGGUCACUCUGUGUAGAGUGGAACUCCGUUAUAAAGCGAUAAUUGAGGUCCAUAAAUCAGACAACUGCAUUUUAAAUAUUCUAUACGAAUAGCGCCGGGAUGUCUACAACAAGCAGAGAGGUGGUUGGUUGAAAAAACGAAUGUUUGCAUAUCUUGUGGCUAGUGAGCUACACCGUGUUGAAGAUGGACCAGCUUUCGUCAGUUGGGGAUCGUGCUUCAAUAGAAUAUGCAUCUCAAAAUGUUUUUAUAUGUCAAUGAAUAUUUUGGAAGCAAUGCCAUAACCACGUUAUAUCCGAAGUCACAUCAAGCUGUACGCGUCACAGUUGGGUUCCUCUGUAUUGUACAUGAUAUUACAAAUCAUAUUGGUGCUAACAAUAUGUUAUAUUUGGCUUCCAUUGUAGUGUAUACGAUAUUCCAUGUCAUAUAGGUGCUAACAGUACGUUAUAGUUGGUUUCCAUUAUAUGUUGUACACAUGUGUUAUAUGCUGUAUCCAUAAGUCAUAUGUUUUAUCUAUAAGUUAUAUGUUGUGCACAUACGUAAGUUAUAGGUGAUAUGAUUGUUUAACCUGUCAGAUAAAAUAACCUGUGACACUGAGCAAAUCCGAUGCGACAACCACAAGUGUAUCCCAGCAGCAUGGCACUGUGAUGGAGACAAUGAUUGUGGUACUGGUUGGGACGAGCAGAACUGUAGUAAGUAGGGCAAUGAUUGUGGGGCAAUGUGGGACGUGUCAACUGUAAUAGGUAAGAAAAUCAUGGUGGGGGCAAUGUGGGACGAGUCAACUGUAUUAUAGUAAGACAGUGAUGGGAGGAAAUGUGGGACGAUUCAACUGUGGUAAGACAGCGGAUUGUUUCAAGAAAUGUAUCAAUGAUUUAACAUGAUCCAAGGGUCGAGAUUAUGUAUUUUGUUUAUUAGGAUACGGAAUUAUAUUGAGAUGCAUCCAUCGGGGAUUCUCAGCAAUCUGUGCACAUUUGUAACCCGUUACUUUCUGUUUGUAAGUUCAUAAACAAUUCACUCUUCUGUUUUGUCACUUUUAGCAUCCUGUUUUUAAGGUCAUAAAACAGUUCACUCUUCUGUUGGUCACUUCUAGCAUCCUGUUUGGACAUCCAGUUCCAAUGCGCCGACCUGUCCAGGUGUAUUGAUGCCCGUUGGUUGUGUGAUACUGUGUCCAACUGUGCUGACCACAGUGAUGAAGUCAACUGCAGUAAGUCCUGCCACGUUACCUUCAAUAGCAUUAGUUUACAUUGGAAAACAACAACAACCCUAGUCAUUUGGCUACGGGGAAAUAUUUGGUGUUUUACUUUUAGCUCUUACAGUUUGUCAGACUACUAAGUUAGGUAGGACAUUAACAAAUGCAUUUCAAAUUUAUAUUUUAUCAUAUUUAAGAGGGUUUCAAAUUCUUCAUGAAUCCGAGACUCUUUGGUUGCUAGACAAACACAUAUAUCAGCCAAACUGAUUAUACAACAAAAAAGGUAGCAACUGUAUCCUUUAUGCACCUCUUCUAAUAAGUGACAUGCUCGGUAUAUUAAAAAAUAUUUCAAAAAGAACAAAACAGAUUCUUUUCCAAACCACUGUCAUGGAGCUCAUGAAAGUUUAGUAUUUUACUUGGCCGACAAGAGCGAACCGCAGAAAUUUGGUUGACAUCAAGCCAUUCAGUAUUGCAGAACACGCCACAAAUUCGACGUAUAGGACAAAUUCCCCCCCAAAACAGCGGGGGUUGAAGCUGUUGCUUCUUAGCGUCCUCUCUCUUUCUCUUUCGCGAUUCAAAUCGAGGAAAUGCAAUUCACUUUCCUGAUAUCGGACUUUCGCAGACACAGAGGAGAACAAUGGCGUCAUAAUGUGUUCCACCGUCCAACUGGUAGAGAGGAUAAGUCGGGGGCCACGUGCUGGUCAUGGUAUGGUCACUCACCGUGAAUGACCAGCCGGAAGCUAGACCCUGGCACACAGCACUGUGCUUAUUUUAAUUUCAGCUUGUGAAUAUGUUAUCCUCUAGCCUGGGGUUUACCCACAGCUAUCAAAGUGACACACAGGGGUAGUGUGCUACAUUAUUACUAUUAAGUGGUACGUUGUCAUCAUUUAGAAUGUAUACACAAAUUGCCCAACUUUGUAAUGUACACAAUUUGAUAGCUAUUUGAUUGUCGUUUCUGAUGGCAGCGUGUAAUGAAACGGUUCACUUCAAAUGUGCCAACCAACGAUGCAUAGACAUCUCCUACAGAUGCGAUGGUGGUGACGAUUGUGGCGACGCCUCUGAUGAACUAGGAUGUCGUAAGUUAUUUAUUUAGAAAAAAAGAAUAAUGCUUAAAAAUUACUUUACAGUUGAUUUUGUCGCUGGUAAAGAAUAAGGGAUUAAAAGGCCGUUUCAAGUUUCAAGUAAAUCUAGCAUAAGUUAUGUAGAGGCGUGGUUCCCAAACGUUUAAGUUUGGCGGACCGUUGAACAAAUUUCGAAAUUUUACCACGGACAGGUGCAUGAUUUAUUUUUAUACUUUUAUUUCUAUUUGACAAUAAAUAUUUAUGUUAUGGGGACCGGCAGCGUUAGGCAUGCGGACCGGUGAAGGUCCACGGACCGCCAUUUAGGGACCGCUGGUGUAGAGGACAGAGAGCUUUCACAUGUUUCACACUCACCAGACAUCGCGUGGACACUCUCUGACACGUUCGGGAAAAUUUUUUCAAUAUUUGAACAAUAAUUCCAUUUAACUAUUUUUACAAUGGUCACUUGAGAACGUCACAUCUUCAUACAGCUGUUCCAUGUUGGAAUGUUUCCUACAGCUGUUCCAUGUUGGAAUGUUUCCUAUAGCUGUUCCAUGUUGGAAUGUUUCCUACAGCUGUUCCAUGUUGGAAUGUUUCCGAUCUUCAAAAUAAAUAUGAUUUACAUGAUUUUUUUUUCUUUCGCUUGAAAAUUUUCAAAUUCAGAGAUUUACAAAAAAAACAACAACAACAAAAAAACCGUGUACUUGUAAGAAGAACAUUCAGAAUUAACUGCAAAAAUCCGGGUAGUAAACACUUUUCUCCUAUGUUUUUCCAGCCACACUCCACCCCAGUUUAUGCAAUGACCUGAUCACAGUCGUGAGCUGCGCCGUCAUGAAUGAGACUGCCCAGCCCAUCUGUCAGCGACCAGAAGACGGUCACAAAUACUGUCGCAAGUUUUGUGGGCUGUGUGACCCUGACACCACCACACACGACUAGCGUCCACUGACUCGACUGACGCUCAGAUUUGUCGACUUUUUAAUUCUUGCUCAUUCGUACACAUUUUUUUUAAUUCAGACAUCUUUGGCGAAUCAAUAAAGAUAAUAAAAUGUCUUGUUUAUUUUGGGGUUGAUUCCUGGAAAGACGUUUUCAAGUGCAUUUCUUUGCUGUCAAGAUGUCAAUUUUUUCUUUUUACUAAGAUGGUUGGAAUGAAAGCAAUGUUGUAGCCUUUGGUAAUUAACUCCACCAUGGAGAGGUUUCACUUAAACCUCAACCGUGCACGAUGUAAGGAAUCAAAGCUAUUUAAAUAUUAGUGUCAACAAUGCCCCUUGACCUCAAAGCAACACGCUCAACUCUGAACUUAGAGAUGCCUUAGUGCCCUGAAUUCCUGAUAGUCAAAUGAAAUGUGCUAAAAUUGAUUUUAUGUCUCAAUAAAUAUUAGUGUCAACAAUGCCCCUUGACCUCAAAGCAACACGCUCAACUCUGAACUUAGAGAUGCCUUAGUGCCCUGAAUUCCUGAUAGUCAAAUGAAAUGUGCUAAAAUUGAUUUUAUGUCUCAGACCCAUGAAAGCUCUACAUUUUAUAUUUUUAUGGUCGUUUUGACAUGCCCCUGUUUUUGCUAUUAAAAUUACUUUAAAGGCCAUCAUCAUUUCCGGAGAAAUUGAUCAAUAGAUAGAAAGCAUUCAUCGUGGCUCGACAUCCUGGUGAACAUACUCAACAAACUAUGACUAUGGCUACUAACACAUUUUUUUUGGUCAUCAAUGGUUGCAGUUAUCGUUCUUGCUCAUCGUAACUUUGCAUGCCAGGAAGAAGUUUAAAAAAAACAACACACACACACCAACACACACAAAUUUUUAAUGAUAAAAGUUAGAAAUCUGGAAAAUAAUUUAAAAGACAGAUUUGUGCAAGAAAGUAAAAUCUAAUACAUAUUAUUGCUUAUGAAAAGGCAAAGAUUUGCGGGUCAAAAUAUAAUGAUAUAACCUAUCCGGUAUCCCAAUAUUUUAGCAGGCCAAAUCUGUACACUGUGUUUUUAUAUCAAGUCAAUUUAUGUCUGGAAAAUUUAUUUUUAUUUUAAUUUUUUUAAACAGGC